GACAUGCUUGUUCGCUAUCCCCCCUGUCCUCACACGUGUUUUCCCCUUUAAACAAGAACAUGGUCAUUUUUUUCUAACGACGAAACAACUAUUCAUUCCCCGACGGCGGCAUUACAUCCCCUACCGGCCGCCUGAAAAUUACUAAGCCACAGCUACCGGUGCCUCGUCGACCGACUCGCCUUGAAGGCCAAGAUAGAUCAACGUGUUGAUGGUGGCUGAUGCUCGACAUGACUAUCUGGUGGUUUGAGGAGGUUCAUGUGCUCCGUACGGAGUGUGUAUAUAUCGAGGGAUUCCUUGCGAUAGCAGUAGCCCGAUGAGGCCGAUCUUUCCUGAGAUUGGCCCUGGCAGCAAACUCUCUUGAGACUGAAUCAUCAUUCAUCAAUACGAUGGUUUAUCAUGGUCCUAGCGGAGGCUGUAAGGCGUGCAGGACUCGCCGGGUCAAGUGCGACCAAAACAAGCCAUCCUGCAACAACUGUACGCGCCGGCAUCAAACCUGUCCAGGGUAUGCAGAUGUCUUUGAUGGCGCUCAUAGGAGCCAGAAUAAGGUGAUCAUACAGCGGGUCGAGAAACAGAAUGCUUUGCGAGACUCGAUGCCCUGCAUUGACAAUCAGAGCAGCAAUAGCUCAAGCGGCAAUAGCCCAGCCGAAUCAUCUCUGUCGAGCAGCAGCAGUAGCAGUUCUCUCAUACCACGAUCAAAGAGUCUCAAGAAACCACUUCAAUGGGUCAUCUAUUCCGCGCCGGCGCCGACUAGCGAUCCUCAACAUGACAGUCCACCUUUAACAGAAGAGAGCGAAGAGGACAAUACGGCUCUGCAAACACACCCUGUCCACACCGAUACAAUGCCUCCUAUCGGCUUUACCUUCACCUUGAAGCCGGACUCGGAAGAAGCGUCGACAUGCUUCUUCUUCCACCACUACACUGGUACAAUCUACGACGAAAAUAUCCACAAUGGGUUUGCCAUGAUGUGGCAGCCAUUGUUCCUCCAAGCUGCCCUUGAUUCUCCCCUGAGGUUCGUCACUACGGCCUUCACCGUCAACAUAACGAUGAUGUGGUGCCUAAAGGGUUGCGACACUCGGCCGGCACGAAGGCUCAUGACCAAAGCACUCACGGCCACACGCAAAGCCAUUCAAAACCCGACCCCGAACAAGAUGGACGAGUUACUCAUGACGAUCCUCAUAUUUGACCUGUACGAUUCCAUGGUGCAACACUACAUCCCUGUCCCGGUCACUUCUGGCAAGCACAAAGAAGGCGCUCUGGCGCUCGCGCAGAUCAGGGGCAGGGGGAACUACGACACCCCUAUCAGUGCCGGCCUCGCCAAGGCGACCCGAGGGACCCUGCUGCUGCACGCUCUGCGUACACGAAGUCGCUUGAUGCCAGGUGCCGAGAACCUCUUUGAAGACCCUUCACUCCCGCCCACCAGGGCCUCCGAGCUCGAGUUGAUCGUCAUGCAAGUCGUGAAUCUCCAAGCCCGUCUGUGGGGUAUCCGGCGUCAAGGGGAACGGCAACGGCAGCGCAAUCACGACGUCUACGAAGCCAUCAUACUCGAAGCCAUCAAGCUGGACGAUCUGCUGGUGGAGUGGCGACAGUCCAUCACGGAUCCCAGCUGGCUGGCGCAGUACGUCCACCGCGACGACGCGCCCCCCUCGGUCCGCGCGGCCGGCUUCUAUGGAGAGCGAUGCACCGUUUGGCCCGACCUGAUUUUUGCCGAAAUGUCCAACUUUUACAAUCAAAGCAGGUUGGUCAAUCUCCAAGUCAUCCGACAGGCUCUCGCAGACGUCCCGAGCCUCCUCGCGACCACGGAGAACCAGCGGGUUCUCCUCACGAUCAACGCGACCGUUCAACGUCUCGUGGACGCCGUUUGCGACUGCGUCCCUUUCCACCUGGGCUCCACGACCGUGGUGACAAAUCCACUUUACAGCGACGAGGUCGAGUUCCCCAUCAAGACCACCAAACACCCCACGACGGGCAAGGUCACGACCGUCCCACACCACAUCCCGCUCUACAAAUCCCGGGCGGCCGCAUCAGGCGGCUGGACACUGUUCCCGUACGUAUGCGGCGUUUUCCGGAUGGCUGAACCCGAGGAUGAUGCGGUACCAAUCGACCUGCGGGAGGGCCAACUCGAGUGGAUCAGAGGCCAAGUAAAGCGGAUGCAGAAUACUUUUCUAUACUGUGACCCCGUGUGGUUCAAGAGAAUACCAAAAGCCAGUGGUUGAAAGGACGGACAUGUGUGAAUAAUUUUUCAAGGGACGUACAGGUCUAUAAGCCUUUUCCGUCUCCGCUCCAAAACAUCCAUCCAUGGUACAGCAAUCGAGCCUCCUGUGAGCAAAAGCAUCAUGUCAGAGUCAGCAUCAUUUGAUAAAAUGUGAUGGGUCUGCUGAAUGUAGAGCACUUGACAUCGAAAGGACACUUCUCAAGGGCUCGAGGAAGCAGCGAAAGCAUUGAAAAGCCGUUCUCGGAAAAUAACAUAUCGACCUAGGACUGAUGGAUGGAGGCUGCCUUGGGAAAAAGUGAAAGCCAACAUGGGCCGGUCCUCGGUUUGAACGAUAUCAGUUUCGAACAAUCCAGGUUCAAUCUCAACAAAACUUGUGCGGGCUGGGAGCUCCCGUACUUGCUCUCCGAUAAUGAGGCUACCGAUGUGGCAAUUGCUUGUCCCCAUAUCCCGAAACGAAUCCGAGCCCAUAUGACCCGAGGUCGAAGCCCUUCGCCGCAUCGCUGCUUGUUGCUGGUAGGUCAUGGACAUAUUCGAGGACGGUGGUUGGUUUUUUUUUAAAAAAAAAACGUGCUGUCUGCUGGGUGACGGAAAGUGGCUGUACUGUUCGCGAGCCUUGCAAAGGGGAUCGCAUGAGACGGUUUUCGGGAGGCAGGCACCCACGUCAAGCCCAGAAAAGGUGACAACAUUGUCCAUGAAGUCCUCCCAAGCGACAUUUGUGGAGGCCCACUGGGAAGGGCAACAGGGGAAAAAAAAUCAAAGAAUAUCAUUGUGAAAGUUGAAUUUUACCCUCAACACACCAAGACCCCUAGAAAGGAGCUCAGGUCAAGGCCACAUGGCCAUGUGGUCAGCGGCUUCCUUCUAGGCGAGAUGGACACAGGGUUCGAACCGCGGUUCAGUCAACAAUUUAAUUGUUCAACAAUUAAAACAUCACGACUUGAAUUUCAACGAGGAUCAAUUCACCGGGUCAAUCAACAAAACUAAUCAACUUGGUCAAAAAACACAGUGGGAUCAACACAACAGUGGGAUAUCAAUUCUGGGGGCCAAACUUGAGGGGGUCACGACAACCUGAGUGGGAGGACAACAUAGGAGGAAUACAAGCGUCCCUGGAGAGGGUUAGAAAAAGUUGUAAGCGCUGCGACAGGGGAGAUUCCAGAGCGAGUACCAUAGAUCGGUUCAAGACCUUCACUGGUCCCGAGUUGGGAGGCAUCUGGGGGAAAAAAAUCCUUACACGACUGGGAUUUUCUUAACUAGGCUCCUAUGGGAGAUAAAUCCUAGUUAAGUUUUUGCCGUUUUUGCAGAAUGAUCCUGUAUAGUUUUGCACGUCACUUUCCUCCUUGUCAUCAUCCAUGGCCUUCUUUCACAAUAUCUUUCUACUCAAUCAUUCCACACUUUCGCCUACAAUCUUGAUCUCCUGGUGAUCUACAGAAAUGAGAGCCCUGAAUACGGAGAGAAUGAAGAGUUCGAUCAGUUCCGACGUUCUUCGCAACAAGUGUCUUGUUAUGAUAUUCUCCAAUACAAUCUCAAAAAGCAUGCCAAGGGAUUCACUCAGUCUUUUGACCUGUGGGGUUUUUCUGUGAAGAACAUGUGUGGCGGACACGCCCCGUUGUGCAAGACGACUCGGACGACAACGACAGACUCGAUCGGUUCGGACAAAGAACACGAAUGAUGUGUUCUGUCUUGUAGGUGCGUGGACAGGGGAGCGGAGGGUUUGGAAGGUGGACGGCGCCGACUUGCGUGGAUAGUCGGACACUGUCCCAUGGAUCAUCUGUUUGAAACAAAUCUCGUUCCGUCACAAUCAGCCUUCCUUUUAUCGUUCCUUGUCGUUUCGAAACACCGCAGUCACAGGGCUGAUAGAAGGGGAGAGAAGAAAAAGGGCCACGACAGGAAAUGUUAUAGUCGUUCUAUCAUCUGAUGGAUACAAUACAGGGUUUUGGGGCUUGUUCGGGGACGUAUUGCCCCCAAAAAUGUUUUCUUUUAUUUACAAUCAUGACUGAACUCUGUUGCCUCGAAAGGGGCAAAGAGGAAUCAAUCGUUAAUAGAUAUGGACAAACAUCCCC
Exophiala oligosperma is the source of this 4269-nucleotide messenger RNA. RefSeq lists its product as uncharacterized. The record is from RefSeq and is a predicted model, not a curated record. The transcript has 3 exons. NCBI's taxonomy places the organism in Eukaryota, Fungi, Ascomycota, Eurotiomycetes, Chaetothyriales, Herpotrichiellaceae. Gene Ontology annotation, molecular function: zinc ion binding; DNA-binding transcription factor activity, RNA polymerase II-specific. Gene Ontology annotation, biological process: regulation of DNA-templated transcription. The coding region runs from base 387 to 2213 and encodes 608 amino acids.